UGUCAGCAGGGAGGCUGAGGGCAGGGAGGGGAGGACACCGCGCUGCGGGCCAGAGGAGGCGCCUCCUGAGAUGGAGAAGUUCAAAGCGGCCAUGCUGCUGGCAAGUGUUGGCGACGUGCUUGGCUACGGGAGCGUCUGCAGGGAGAACAGUGCUUCAGGCUCCAUCCAGGAGCAGCUCCAGAAGGUUGGGGGGCUGGACCACCUCGUGCUGUCUCCAGGAAAGUGGCCAGUGAGUGACAACACCGUCAUGCACAUGGCGACCGCCGAGGCCCUUACCACAGACUACUGGUGCCUGGAUGACCUGUACCGUGAGAUGGUGAGGUGCUACGUGGAGAUCAUUGAGAAACUUCCAGAGCACCGUCCUGACCCAGCCACUGUGGAGGGCUGCUCACAGCUGAAGCCACAUAACUACCUGCUGGCCUGGCACACACCCUUCAGUGAAAAGGGCUCGGGGUUCGGAGCAGCCACCAAAGCCAUGUGCAUCGGCAUGCGGUACUGGAAGCCAGAACGGCUGGAGACCCUGGUGGAGGUCAGCAUUGAGUGCGGCCGGAUGACCCACAACCACCCCACAGGCUUCCUCGGGUCCCUGUGCACAGCCCUGUUUGCAUCCUACGCGGUGCAAGGAAAACCGCUGGUGCAGUGGGGGAGAGACAUGCUGAAGGCCAUUCCGUUGGCCGAGGAGUACUGCAAGAGGACCAUCCGGCACCUGGCAGAGUACCAGGAGCACUGGUUUUACUUCGAAGCUAAGUGGCAGUUCUAUCUGGAGGAGAGAAAAAUCAGUGAUGACACAGAAAAUAAAGCCCACUUUCCUGACAACUAUGGCAAUGCAGAGGAGAGGGACAAGCAGUCUGACCUGGGCUCUCUCCAGAUUUACAAGAAGUGGAGCUCAGAAGGCCGAGGGGGACGACGGGGCCACGAUGCACCCAUGAUUGCCUAUGAUGCUCUCCUCGCAGCAGGGAACAGCUGGACCGAGCUUUGCCACCGGGCCAUGUUCCACAGAGGUGAGAGUGGCGCAACGGGAGCGAUCGCCGGCUGCCUGUUUGGGCUGCUGCAUGGCCUGGACACCGUCCCCGCGAGCCUGUACCAGGAGCUGGAGCACAGGGCCAGACUGGAGGAACUGGGCGUCGCCCUGCACCGCCUGUCCACAGAGGAGAAGUAACGCGCGUCCGCGGCCCCUAGGGGGCGCCCUGGGCCCCACACAUGCACGCACCUGCGUGCUCGCACUUGAAACCCCGUGCCCCACUGGGGUGGGGUGGGGUGGGGUGGGGUG
Messenger RNA from Octodon degus (degu), 1270 nucleotides. It is a transcript of the gene Adprhl1, whose product is annotated as ADP-ribosylhydrolase like 1. Bases 71 to 1159 code for a protein of 362 amino acids. The transcript is spliced from 7 exons. NCBI's taxonomy places the organism in Eukaryota, Metazoa, Chordata, Mammalia, Rodentia, Octodontidae. Gene Ontology annotation, molecular function: ADP-ribosylarginine-[protein] hydrolase activity; magnesium ion binding. The record is from RefSeq and is a predicted model, not a curated record. Gene Ontology annotation, biological process: protein de-ADP-ribosylation.